ACGCCCUAGGUUUUAGUUUUGCCCAACCAAACAGCAAACACCGAUCAAGAAACGCUCUCUCUCUCUCUCUCUCUCUCUAUGGAGAGUGGUACAAGAAUGGCUUCUUCGUCUCCAAGAAUCAAAGAUGACGGCCAAGAUUCUCACAAGUAUCACAAAUUGCCGCCGUCGGGUUACUCGUCCUCGUCGGCGUUCGCUUCGUCGUGCUCGAGCUUCGCCUCCCGAUCGUCCACGUUCUUCACGCGCUCCUCCACGCCCGUGAACUUGCACGGACACCGCUCGUGCUCUCCCUCUCCGUAUCCGUCGAAGCCGCCUUCGCCGUCGCCGUCGUCUUCCGUUAGGUUCUCGAUCGAGGGGGCGACCUCUCCGGGGCGCUCUUCGAUCUCCGUGAGGAAGCAGGGCAGCAACAAUGCGGUGUCUUCCAACAAGAAGAAGGCGUGCGCGUGUUCGCCUACGACGCACCCGGGCUCGUUCCGGUGCUCUCUGCACAAGGCCUCGCCUUUGGCUACACGUGGCGGAGAUCAUGGCCACCAGCAGAAAACGGCGUCGUAUCACCUGAGUCUUCGGAGGUCGGCAAUGACGAACUCACUGGUAAGGAUCGGCGGAGUGGAGGGAGGCGACUUGGUGAAGCGGGCCUUGUCGGCUCUGAUUAGGCCCUCCUCGCACCAGCAGCGCCGCCGAACGGCGUUCCAGCCGAGGCCGAGCCGCCUCUCCCUCAUGUCCAAGGCCGACGAGUCUUGAUUUCAUUCGCUGAGUUGACUCAGGAGUGGCCUUUUUUUUCUUCGUCAGAUUAGCGGGAUAGAUUAGGAAUUUUAUGUAAAGAUUUGAGAACUCAUUCAUGUCAUGAAAUUUUGCCAGGUAGAGUUUUAACCAACGUAAACUAGUCUAACAAUUUCUUUUUCUUUUUUUUUUUUUUUAAAAAAAAAAAUCAAAGUAGUUUGGUAUUUUUGAUUUUAAUAUGAGAAAAUUAAUAACCUUUUUGAUUCUUUAAAAUCUGCUGGCCUUUUCUGAAAUCUGAAUGUGUGAUUGAACUUGGAUUUGUGUGGGCAAAUUUUGUGGACAUGAUCUAUGUAUGUAUGUAUGUAAUUCUUUCAUAAUUUUUUUGGAUUUAUUUA
Alnus glutinosa is the source of this 1112-nucleotide messenger RNA. RefSeq lists its product as uncharacterized. NCBI's taxonomy places the organism in Eukaryota, Viridiplantae, Streptophyta, Magnoliopsida, Fagales, Betulaceae. The coding region runs from base 79 to 738 and encodes 219 amino acids. The record is from RefSeq and is a predicted model, not a curated record. The transcript has a single exon.